This is a messenger RNA of Pseudopodoces humilis (Tibetan ground-tit), 921 nucleotides long. RefSeq names its product short chain dehydrogenase/reductase family 16C member 5 (gene SDR16C5). Lineage: Eukaryota; Metazoa; Chordata; Aves; Passeriformes; Paridae. The record is from RefSeq and is a predicted model, not a curated record. Gene Ontology annotation, molecular function: oxidoreductase activity, acting on the CH-OH group of donors, NAD or NADP as acceptor. Gene Ontology annotation, cellular component: lipid droplet.
AUGUUCAACUUCAGAUGCAUCCGGAAGUUACUACAGUAUGUGAAAUUUUAUUUUUUUUUACUUAUGGAGAACAUGUUCUCUAUAUCUCCUCUACGCAAAAAAUGUUUUGCUGGUGAAAUAGUACUUAUUACUGGCUCUGCAAAUGGAAUUGGAAAGCGGGUUGCCUUAAAAUUGGCUCCCUUGGGAGUAACCUUGGUUCUUUGGGACAUCGAUGAUGAAGGCAACAAAGAAACAAGCAGAUUAGCCCAACAAAAUGGAGCCAACCGGGUGUUCACCUACCACUGUGACUGCAGCAGUAGGGAGGAUGUCUAUGAACAGGCAGACAAAGUUAGAAAAGAAGUUGGGGAUGUUACUAUUCUAAUCAACAAUGUUGGCAUAAUGAUCGGGAAAAAGUUCUGUGAGUUUACAGAUGAAGAAUUUGAAAAGACACUCAGAAUCAACUUCUUUUCUCAAGUCUGGACUUGCAAGGCCUUUCUUCCAGCCAUGGUGGCCUGUAACCGUGGACACCUGGUUAGCACAUCCAGUGCAGCUGGAUUAAUGGGAUUCUACAGGUUGUCAGAUUAUUGUGCAAGUAAGAGUGCAGUCGUUGGAAUGAUGGAAGCCAUAAAUUCAGAACUGUAUCAUGAAGGAAAAUGUGGCAUUAAAACCACAAUCAUUUGUCCUUAUUUUAUUAGUACUAGGUUAAGCAAAGGCUUCAAAAGUGCAAAACCCUGUUUGCUUCCUGUUUAUGAUCCAGAGUAUGCAGCCAGCAGGAUUGUGGAUGCAAUUAAAAAGGAAAAAUUUAAUCUGAUCAUGCCUCCAGCUGUAUACUUACUUGGUCUCAGAAUAUUCAUUCCUAGAAAAAUAGUGUUAUUCCUCGAGUCUUACGUUAAGUUCCCUGAGAGCAUGGAAGAAGCCUUCGGUCAGAAAAAAAAGGAUUGA